Messenger RNA from Apodemus sylvaticus (European woodmouse), 3714 nucleotides. RefSeq names its product BRCA1 associated protein (gene Brap). Bases 204 to 1973 code for a protein of 589 amino acids. Gene Ontology annotation, biological process: protein ubiquitination; Ras protein signal transduction. Gene Ontology annotation, cellular component: cytoplasm. Gene Ontology annotation, molecular function: zinc ion binding; ubiquitin protein ligase activity; nucleic acid binding. The transcript has 12 exons. Lineage: Eukaryota; Metazoa; Chordata; Mammalia; Rodentia; Muridae. The record is from RefSeq and is a predicted model, not a curated record.
GCGGGUCAGAGACGGCGGCCGAGAGGCGGAAGUGGAGGUUGUUGUGGCUCGGCCGGCUGCGCGAGAGGGGCUGCCGCUGCUGAGGCGGCGGCCGCGGCUCUGUUGCGGUGGCGGCGCUGCCGACCGCGGGCCGCUCGGCCUCUGGGCUCGGCCCGCAGCCUUCCCACAGCCCACCGGGGCCCACGCCGACCAGCGCCUGUCCUAUGAGUGUGUCACUGGUGGUCAUCCGACUGGAGCUCGCGGGUCACUCGCCAGUCCCCGCUGACUUCGGCUUCAGCGCCGCCGCUGGAGAGAUGUCCGAUGAGGAGAUCAAAAAGAAGGCAUUGGCUUCAGCUGUUACCUGUCUUGAAGGGAAGUCGGCCGGGGAAAAAGCUGCAAUCAUCCACCAGCACCUUGGCCGUCGGGAAAUGACUGACGUGAUUAUCGAGACCAUGAAGGCCAGCACAGAUGAAUUAAGAGACACAACGGGAGAAAAGUCUUCAGCAGCCCCGGUCUCCGCACAGAGGAGCAGAGAGCAGAGUGAAGCUGUGAACCCAGCCCCAGAGUCUCCAUCCAAACAGCUCCCAGACCAGAUUUCCUUCUUCAGUGGCAACCCUUCGGUCGAAAUAGUCCACGGCAUUAUGCACCUGUACAAGACAAAUAAGAUGACCUCUCUAAAAGAAGACGUGCGGCGCAGUGCCAUGCUGUGUGUCCUCACCGUCCCUGCCACCAUGACCAGUCAUGACCUUAUGAAGUUUGUUGCCCCAUUCAAUGAUGUAAUUGAACAAAUGAAAAUCAUCAGGGACUCUACUCCGAAUCAGUAUAUGGUGCUGAUGAAGUUCAGUGCGCAGGCUGAUGCGGAUAGUUUCUACAUGGCGUGCAACGGCCGCCAGUUCAACUCAAUCGAAGAUGACGUCUGCCAGCUGGUCUAUGUGGAAAGGGCUGAAGUGCUGAAGUCUGAGGAUGGCGCCAGCCUCCCCGUGAUGGACCUGACGGAGCUUCCCAAGUGCACUGUGUGUCUGGAGCGAAUGGACGAGUCUGUGAACGGCAUCCUCACCACCCUGUGCAACCACAGCUUCCAUAGUCAGUGUCUGCAGCGCUGGGACGACACCACGUGUCCCGUGUGCCGGUACUGUCAGACGCCAGAGCCAGUGGAAGAAAACAAAUGUUUUGAGUGUGGUGUCCAAGAAAACCUCUGGAUUUGUUUGAUAUGCGGCCACAUAGGCUGUGGGCGGUACGUGAGUCGACACGCUUACAAGCACUUCGAGGAGACCCAGCACACAUAUGCCAUGCAGCUCACCAACCACCGGGUCUGGGACUAUGCUGGAGAUAAUUAUGUCCAUCGACUGGUUGCCAGCAAGACGGAUGGAAAGAUCGUUCAAUACGAGUGUGAGGGCGACACCUGCCAGGAAGAGAAGAUAGAUGCCUUACAGUUAGAGUACUCGUACUUGCUGACAAGCCAGCUGGAGUCGCAGCGGAUAUACUGGGAAAACAAAAUUGUGCGCAUAGAGAAGGACACGGCGGAGGAGAUUAACAACAUGAAGACCAAGUUUAAAGAGACUAUCGAGAAGUGUGACAGCCUGGAGCUCAGGCUUAGCGAUCUCCUGAAGGAGAAGCAGUCUGUGGAAAGGAAGUGUACGCAGCUGAACACCAGAGUGGCCAAGCUGAGCACAGAGCUGCAGGAGGAGCAGGAGCUGAACAAGUGUCUGCGCGCCAACCAGCUGCUGCUGCAGAACAAGCUCAAGGAGGAGGAGAAGCUGCGGAAGGAGACCUGUGCCCAGAAGGACCUGCAGAUCACUGAGGUCCAGGAGCAGCUGCGCGAUGUCAUGUUCUACCUGGAGACGCAGCAGCAGAUCAGCCACCUGCCUGCGGAGACGAGGCAGGAGAUCCAGGAAGGGCAGAUCAACAUCGCCAUGGCCUCAGCUCCCAACCCCACCUCCGGGGCCGGAGGGAAGCUGCAGUCCAGGAAGGGCCGCAGCAAGAGGGGCAAGUGACCUUCAGAGGCUUGUCCCUGAGACUUCCUGGGCGCCACAGGGUGUGCUGGGACCUUUGCUGAGCGGGAGGGGGGCCCUAAUAAGCACGUCUGAGGACGAACUGUGGUUGGUCGUGUGGCUCCUUCAUUUGUUGUGUGUGCUGUGAGGAGACUAAAGGAGGGGCAGACUUUGGCAGCACUUCCCAAGGGUGAGUCCCAGAGCUCAGACACCUCCCGCCAUUCUGCCUUCCAGCUGGGCAGCCCCAGGCUUGUGAGGGUUUCCAUUGUAUUUAUUCAGUUGGAGCACUUGCAGUUGGGUUCCAGGGUAAAUCUGUGACAUGAUGUGACCUUCCUAUCACUAAAGGAGUUCCAGCAGUACCUAGCACUAAAGCACAGGGCCUUCCAGAGACCCCAGCUGCCCUCAGGAGAGGCGCCUGCUGCCCACUGCCUGCCGCCCACUGCAGAGGCUCUCUCCUGCCGUCCAUCCCUCCCUUCCCCUGCAGAGAUGAAGAGCUGCUUGCCUUCCGAGAGAAGGGGCUAGGUUGUAAGCCAGUGCAGGCUUGUCCUGAGGGCAGGAAGAGCUAGCCAUUGGGGCAGAUAGGGUAGACCCGGUUAAGGAAGAUGGUGACAGCUCUCUUUAUUUCUGAUGACUCCAUACGAAACGUGCCUGUCAAAUAAGGAAAGCCUUAUUGGCUCCUCCUCAGCUCCGGAAACUGAGAGUGUCCUCCAUCCAGAAAGGAUCUAGGGGCAGGCCUAGCAGGAGGCCUUUACCAGCUGCUGUGUGUUGCUGGGGUCAGUGUGUGACUGUUCACAGGCAGGGCCACAUGCUCGGGUCGCAGCUAGAGGGAGCGUGGGCAGUCUUCAGUUACUCUCCUAUGAUAGUUUCAAAGGCUGCUUCUCAGUCCAGAAACCGGCCUCAGCAGGACCGCUUCCAAACAGCCAUACAAUACUUACUGUGACCAACAGAGGGGCUGUGUGCCUCUCUGAGCCAGGAACAUCAGAUAGCUUGUAACAAUUAAUUGAACAGAAUUGAGGGGACACCAUAUUGGGAUUUAGCUACAAGAAGAGCCUGGGCAGUUGAGAGCAGUGUAUAGUAGUAGUACAGUUUAAUUUUUUGCUUUAUCAUCAGCCAAAGGUUUAAAAUGUCACACUUUAGGGACUUCGUUUUUUCCGACUCACUGAACCUCGUCCUUUGACCGAAAUGUCUGACAUGUCACCAUGUUGCCUGUGUUGCUGAUCACGGUCCAAUUCUGUGGAAUGUGCUGUCGCAUUUCCCAAAACCCCACCUGUGACUGCAGAAUGAGUGUGCUCAGACUUAGACUCUGACUGGCUCGUCCUUAGGGCAGGCCAGCACUCCAGAGCCUCAGGCCUGAGCCACACAGGCACUGGAGCUGAGGCAGGAGCAGGGCCGCCUCGCCUCGUACAGAGCUUCUAUUUUAUCUAAAACCUAUUUUACACUGUUGCAGUCUUGCCGGCUCAGCCCUGCUCAUCUUGCACAUCUGACCUUGCAGAAGCCAGGGUGGGUGGUAGCAUGUGAAUUAAGAAAAUCGGAAGUCCUUUCCAAAGCUGCCUCCCCACCUCAUUACAACCCACCCAGCUGCCCUGCCAGAGGAGAGAGGGCAGUGCUUCACAGCACAGCUGGGAAAUGCCUGGGAAGGAAGCAGCCGUGGCAGAGGUUUCCAAACUACUUGAAGGUCUUUAAAAAUGUUCCAGGAAAACAAAAAUCAAGAUGUGUAAAUAAAAUGUUAUUUUAAAAGGUCAAA